GGGGUCGCGCGCACUGGGCGUACGCAUGCGCGCACGCGGAUGGUCGGGCUGGGCUGAGAGGGGAGGGGGCGGCGGCGGCGGCGGCGGCGGCAGUAGCCGAGGCGGCGUCUUUAUUUCCGCGGUUCGGACUGUGUGGCGGCGCGAGUGGCCACGGGAGAAGUAGGCAUAAUGGUUAUGAAAGCUUCUGUAGAAGAUGAUGAUUCAGGAUGGGAGCUCAGUACACCAGAAAAGAUGGAAAAAAGCAAUACGAACUGGGUGGACAUAACCCAAGAUUUUGAAGAAGCUUGUCGAGAGUUAAAGUUGGGAGAACUGCUUCAUGAUAAGCUAUUUGGUCUUUUUGAAGCCAUGUCUGCCAUUGAAAUGAUGGAUCCCAAGAUGGAUGCGGGCAUGAUUGGAAACCAGGUUAAUCGAAAAGUUCUCAAUUUUGAGCAAGCUAUCAAGGAUGGCACCAUUAAAAUUAAAGACCUCACUUUGCCUGAAUUGAUAGGGAUAAUGGAUACGUGUUUUUGCUGUUUGAUAACAUGGUUAGAAGGCCAUUCCUUGGCACAGACAGUAUUUACGUGCCUUUACAUUCAUAAUCCAGACUUUAUAGAAGAUCCUGCCAUGAAAGCUUUUGCUCUGGGAAUCUUGAAAAUCUGUGACAUUGCGAGGGAAAAAGUAAAUAAAGCUGCUGUUUUUGAAGAGGAAGAUUUUCAGUCGAUGACUUACGGAUUUAAAAUGGCUAACAGUGUGACAGAUCUUCGAGUUACAGGCAUGCUAAAAGAUGUGGAGGAUGAUAUGCAAAGAAGAGUAAAGAGUACUCGAAGUCGACAAGGAGAAGAAAGAGAUCCAGAAGUUGAACUAGAACACCAACAAUGUUUAGCAGUAUUCAGCAGAGUGAAAUUUACUCGAGUGUUACUGACAGUGCUUAUAGCCUUUACUAAGAAAGAGACCAGUGCUGUUGCAGAAGCUCAAAAAUUGAUGGUUCAAGCAGCAGAUCUUCUUUCUGCCAUUCAUAAUUCAUUGCAUCAUGGCAUCCAGGCCCAGAAUGAUACUACAAAAGGAGAUCAUCCAAUUAUGAUGGGUUUUGAGCCUCUUGUUAACCAGAGACUACUUCCACCCACCUUCCCUCGAUAUGCAAAAAUAAUUAAAAGAGAAGAAAUGGUCAACUAUUUUGCAAGAUUAAUAGAUAGAAUAAAAACUGUCUGUGAGGUGGUCAAUUUGACAAAUUUACAUUGUAUCCUGGAUUUUUUCUGUGAAUUUAGUGAACAAUCACCUUGUGUUCUUUCACGAUCUCUAUUACAAACCACUUUCCUGGUGGAUAACAAAAAGGUCUUUGGAACCCAUCUCAUGCAAGACAUGGUGAAAGAUGCACUCCGGUCUUUUGUCAGUCCUCCGGUGCUCUCCCCAAAAUGCUGCCUAUAUAAUAAUCACCAGGCUAAGGACUGUAUUGAUUCCUUUGUUACUCACUGUGUUCGGCCAUUCUGUAGUCUUAUUCAGAUCCAUGGACAUAACAGGGCUCGGCAGAGAGACAAGCUUGGUCAUAUUCUUGAGGAAUUUGCUACCUUGCAGGAUGAGGCAGAGAAGGUUGAUGCAGCCCUUCACACUAUGCUGUUGAAACAGGAGCCCCAGAGGCAGCAUUUGGCCUGUUUAGGUACCUGGGUCCUUUACCAUAACCUCCGAAUUAUGAUACAGUAUCUUCUAAGUGGCUUUGAAUUGGAACUCUACAGCAUGCACGAGUACUAUUACAUAUACUGGUAUCUCUCUGAAUUCCUAUAUGCAUGGCUGAUGUCGACAUUAAGUCGUGCCGAUGGCUCUCAGAUGGCAGAGGAAAGGAUAAUGGAAGAGCAGCAGAAAGGCCGUAGUAGUAAAAAGACAAAGAAAAAGAAGAAAGUUCGCCCAUUGAGCCGAGAAAUCACAAUGAGCCAGGCAUAUCAGAACAUGUGUGCCGGGAUGUUUAAAACCAUGGUAGCAUUUGACAUGGAUGGCAAAGUACGAAAACCCAAGUUUGAGCUCGAUAGUGAACAAGUUCGAUAUGAGCACAGAUUUGCCCCAUUUAACAGUGUGAUGACACCACCACCAGUGCACUAUCUGCAGUUCAAGGAAAUGUCUGACCUCAAUAAAUACAGCCCUCCUCCGCAGUCUCCAGAACUAUAUGUGGCAGCUAGUAAGCACUUUCAGCAGGCAAAAAUGAUACUGGAAAAUAUCCCAAACCCGGACCAUGAGGUCAGUAGAAUUUUAAAGGUUGCCAAACCCAACUUUGUGGUUAUGAAGUUGCUGGCAGGAGGACACAAGAAGGAAUCUAAGGUUCCGCCUGAAUUUGAUUUCUCUGCUCACAAAUAUUUUCCUGUUGUGAAACUUGUUUGAGAAAGACUGAAAAGGCCACCAAAGGGGUGGAAUCUGCGAUCAGAUUCUACUCUUAGAUGAUCUGUCAUCAGUCUUACCACAUAAGUGAAGUGAAAGUUCUUGGAUAACAACCCAUUAUAAGGAAUACUUUUAAUUUGACAGCCUUAUAUGACAUGAAUGAAAACUGCUGUUUUAAAGUGGUUUAUUAUGUUCCAUGGAUGAAACUGGUCUUAUUGAAUGCAUUGAUGAACGUUAUAUGGUUUUAUUACAGAUUUAAUCAUAAAUCAUUUUUUAUGAAUGAGUGAAAAUAGUGUUUGUAAAGGUUAAUAAAUUUCUUGACAAAAAAUGCACUACUGGAGAUGAAAAACAAUAGCACUUUCUUGAUACAUGGUAAGAACUGAAGGUGUUUACUCUUAACAUUUGAGUAAUUCAAAUGAUCUAAAAAGUUUGAAAUCAAGGGAUUAAAUGCUCACACGGGAUUUUAGGAAAAUAUAUUUAAAAGUGAUUUUGAAGGGACCACUAAGCUCUAAGGGGAGACUAAAUUAUAUGGUGAAUGUGAUUUUGUGUGUCAUGGUAUCUUAAAUAUACCUAUAACUUGAGAAAAAGGGCUUCAUCUUUCCAGCUCCUGCUCAGUUAAUGGGAUGUGGAUCUUUUAAAAAAAAAAAAAUGUAGAAGACAUCCUGGAGAGAGCUGGGGAAAAAACGGAAGAGUGUAGUCAAAACAAGGCCUGUAGGGCAGUAGGAAGGCAGUCUUUAAACGUAGAGACACUUAGGAGUUCCUGUUGUGGUGCAGCAGAUAUGAAUCUGACUAGUAUCCAUGAGGGUGCAGGUUCGACCCCUGGCCUCUCUCAGUGGGUUAGGGAUCUGACGUUGCCAGGAGCUGUGGUGUAGGUCACCGACAUGGCGUGGAUCUGGCAUGGCUAUGGCAGAGGCCAGCAGCUACAGCUCUGAUUUGACCACUAGCCUGGGAACCUCCAUAUGCCACAGGUGCGCCCCACCCCCCCAAAAAAAGGGUACAGACACUUGAUGGUUAGAACACAAGACACCAGGAGUGCAGAGGAACUUGGAAGUAGGAACUUGGGGGGUGGCAAGUUGGAGUCUGGUAGCUUUGCCCCUAAACAGUUUGCUUCAGCUGAUGAAACUCACUUGUCAGAUAUUUACAAAUCAAUCUUGUGCUUAGAGCUUGUUCCAGCUCCAAGAAGAGUAGGGAACUAGAACUGGUUGCUUUUGCAGUAAGGAACCAUAAAAUACAAUUUGGAAUGAUUAAAUAUUUUCAUUAUCCUGCAGU
Messenger RNA from Sus scrofa (pig), 3612 nucleotides. It is a transcript of the gene NAA35, whose product is annotated as N-alpha-acetyltransferase 35, NatC auxiliary subunit. Gene Ontology annotation, biological process: N-terminal peptidyl-methionine acetylation. The record is from RefSeq and is a predicted model, not a curated record. Lineage: Eukaryota; Metazoa; Chordata; Mammalia; Artiodactyla; Suidae. Gene Ontology annotation, cellular component: NatC complex.